AUGGCUCACAACAUUCUCAUCACCGGUGCCUCAGGAUAUCUUGGUGGCUCUCUUCUCGCCAGAUGGAAAUAUGCCAACCUCCCUCACCAUGGCAAACUCCACGCCCUCGUUCGAUCAGAACAACAAGCUAACGCUGUGAAGCAAUAUGGCGCUGAGCCGCUGCUCUGUGACCUAGAUGACCAUGACAAGCUGAGAGAGAGCAUUAUAAACCAUGAAAUCUCCAUCAUUCUAUUUCUUGUGGAUUCCUUUAGUGCCCGGCAUCAACCAACUAUCAUCCAAGCUCUACACGAAGUCAAGACCAGGACCGGAAAGGAAGUUCAUUUUGUUCACACCGGCGGGGCAAAGCAUUUUAGUCGUCAUGCAGGUUUUCCUACUGAAGAAAAUUUGCUUGAUACAGAUCCGGAGAUCUACGAGAUGCUGAAAAGUGUCGUGUCGCCUCAUUCUCUGGUUGCUCAGACAAUCAAAACGUACGCCACUGUAAUUGAUACGUGCGAGGAAUAUGGUGUGAAAGGGUACAUUUUUGUACCAUGUAUUGUGUAUGGACGAGGAAAGGGAUUUGGAAAUCAAAUCUCUAUUCAGGAUGUUGCGAUUGUGAAAGCCGCCAAGAAAAUGAGACGAGUUUAUGAGGUUGAUACUGACACCCCGAGUUGGCCCGUCUGCCAUAUCACGGACAACUCCAACCUCUACUUGCAAAUGGUGCGGAACAUGCUUUUGAACAAAGACAUGGGUUAUAACAAGCAGGGCUUCUACCUGGCUUCCUCCGGUAGUGUUGCGUGGAAGGAUAUCUACCAGGCUUUUGCAGUGGCUCUAGCGAAGCGGGGAGUUGUGGGCGAUGAUACGAUCGAGCAAGCAGAUGAUGCAGCCUUGGCUGAGAUGGGCGAGGCGCUGGGCGUGCCAUCGUCCCUUGUUUCGGUCAUGCUAGGCGGAAAGUGUACAUUUACUGCUGUCCAUGGUGGUGAGAUCGGUUGGAAGGCUGAGUAUCCGCCCGAACAUAUCCUGGAGAUUGCGGACGAUGAAAUUGAGUCGAUUAUUCGCAGCCUUGGACAGUAG
This is a messenger RNA of Penicillium odoratum, 1050 nucleotides long. RefSeq lists its product as uncharacterized. Bases 1 to 1050 code for a protein of 349 amino acids. The transcript has 4 exons. The record is from RefSeq and is a predicted model, not a curated record. Lineage: Eukaryota; Fungi; Ascomycota; Eurotiomycetes; Eurotiales; Aspergillaceae.